AUGGCAUUUGCACGAGAAUUAUCUAAAUCAAGUACCUCUGUUCGUCCUUUACCACUACGAGCAGCAGUAGUACUUCAAGUAGCAGCACUACCACAACCACCACCAGUAGUACCACAAGUAGCACUACCACCACCACUAGUGCUACACCAAGUAGCAGCAGCACUACAAGUAGCACUACUACCACGACCACCAGUACCAGUACCACCACGAGCAGUUGCAGCUCCACAAGUAGCAGUACUUCAAGUAGUUCUACCACCACCACCAGUAGUACAUCAAGUAGCACCACUACCACUAGCAGUACUACUACGAGUAGUAGUAGCACUACAAGCAGCAGUACAACAAGUAGUAGCAGUACUUCAAGUAGUACUACCACAAGUACCAGCAGUAUCUCAAGUAGCACUACUACCACCACCACAAGUACUACAGCGAGCAGUAGCAGUACCACAAGUAGUACUACCACUACCAUUAGCAGUACCUCAAGUAGCACGGCUUCCAUCACAACUUCUCAAAGAUUAG
This is a messenger RNA of Adineta steineri, 516 nucleotides long. NCBI's taxonomy places the organism in Eukaryota, Metazoa, Rotifera, Eurotatoria, Adinetida, Adinetidae. The record is from the annotation of a GenBank genome assembly.